Trichomonas vaginalis G3 is the source of this 947-nucleotide messenger RNA. RefSeq names its product protein of unknown function, DUF4106 family. The record is from RefSeq and is a predicted model, not a curated record. The annotation marks the transcript as partial. The transcript has a single exon. Lineage: Eukaryota; Parabasalia; Trichomonadida; Trichomonadidae.
AUGGCUCAGCACCAAAUGGGAUAUAAUUUCAAACCUGGAAAAUACAAGCUCGCUAAGGGAUAUGAUUUAAUAGCAUAUCAUCCAAAUGACAUGACUGAAUUUACUCCGAGAUAUUUGAUGUCAGAGCUAAAUGACAAUUCAACUUUCGUCAUGAAACGCGUAAAAAAUAGAGACGGAACGAAAGAACAAAAGCUUAUGAAUGCGGAUGACGUAGAUAGGGAAAUUGUUAAAAACGGUCUCGGAAUAUAUGAAAUGCCAGCAGAUGAGGUACAAGAAACUCCACAGGAAGAAAUAGUUCAGAUACAACCAGACAUGGAAGAAAUAGUUCAGCAACAACAGCUAGAAGAGCCUGAAGGAAACGAACAAGUCACUCCUUUGGAAACUAACUUCACAGAACUAGAUGAAGAUUUGGAACAGCCGAAAAAUCUUGACCCUCAACAAGAGUAUGCGGAGAAUAUGGAAUAUUUCCAAGAGUCUAAAAAAAAUUCGGCUGACAUAGUAGAAGAAUAUCGAAAAAUGUUUGCCGACAUACAAAAGACUCCAGCACCAGAUGAAAAUAUUCAGCAUAGAAUGGAAGAACUGAAAAAAAAUGUACACAAAUACAACAACCCUUUUUACUUACGAGCAUUUAACGUUCAAUCUUCGGAUGAACUCGGUGAAGAUAAAAGGUUAAAUUUCAAGAAAACAUAUAGAAAUGAAACAUUGUUUAAAGUUCAUUCAGAACCUAACCAAGAUGGAAACAAACCUACUUUUGUUUCUGCAGACGAUGGAACUACAAUGAGAUGGGGUCAUAAAGCUAACCCGGAUAGGUGGUUCAUAAACUUACAACCACAAUUCCAAGAAGUUGUAGACGCAAUGGAAGUCAAUGGUGAACAAGAUAUAGCUGGUAUUUUAAGCGCGGCUUUAAUGCCAUUGAAAGAUAUGAAACAUGCAGAUAUUUUGGACCA